UUAGCCAAACAUGGGCAUUCCUGCAUGGCAGAUCAUUGUGAUAGCGGGGAUCCUUUCGGGGAUCUUCUGGAUGAUUUAUUGGCGUCUUUUGAAUGGGAGGUCGAAGCGGAGGGCGGUUCCGCGUGGCUUCCGGGCAGGAUCAGGGUCAGGCGGGUUGAGUCAGCCAGAGAUCCAGCCGACUCUACUCGACCCGGCACAAUCCAAGCCAGCAUCCGCCGACCAUCUCCACUCCAGACAGGAGGUCCACAUCGACUCCGACAUUUCUGACAUGGCGGACCCCGCGGCGGACGACAGCAAGUUCCUGUUCCUGCAGAACGACUUCCGCAACAGCGGCGUGGCGCAGGCCGACUGGGCGGCCAAGAAGAUGGUGUGGGUGCCGUCAGAGAGAGAGGGCUUCGAGGCGGCCAGCAUCAAGGAGGAGAAGGGCGAUGAGGUUCUGGUGGAGCUGUCAAACGGCCGCAAGGCCACGGUGAACAAGGAGGACAUCCAGAAGAUGAAUCCGCCCAAGUUCAGCAAGGUGGAGGACAUGGCCGCCCUCACCUUCCUCAACGAGGCCUCCGUACUUCAAAACCUGCGGGAGAGAUACUUCUCCAGCCUCAUCUAUACGUACUCCGGUCUCUUCUGCGUGGUGGUGAACCCCUACAAGAUGCUGCCCAUCUACUCGGAGAAGAUCAUCGAGAUGUACAAGGGCAAGAAGCGUCACGAGGUGCCGCCGCACAUCUACUCCAUCACCGACAACGCCUACAGGAACAUGAUGCAAGACCGUGAGGAUCAGUCCAUUCUCUGCACAGGAGAGUCUGGAGCGGGGAAAACGGAAAACACCAAGAAGGUGAUCCAAUACCUGGCCCUCGUCGCGUCCUCGCACAAAGGAAAAAAGGAAGCAAACCCUCCGCCACAGCAACAACAGCAACAACAAGCGGGAUCGCUGGCUUACGGGGAGCUGGAGAAGCAGCUGCUGCAGGCGAACCCCAUCCUGGAGGCCUUCGGCAACGCCAAGACCAUCAAGAACGACAACUCGUCACGAUUUGGCAAGUUCAUCAAGCUCAACUUUGACGUGACCGGCUACCUUGUGGGGGCAAACAUUGACACCUACCUCUUGGAGAAGUCUCGCUGCAUCCGUCAGGCCAACACGGAGAGAGCCUUCCACAUCUUCUAUUACAUGGUGGCAGGAGCCAAAGACAAGAUCAAAGAGGAGCUGCUGCUGGAGGACUUCAGCAGCUAUCGUUUCCUGGUGGCGGGACACGUGGAGGUAUCUGGUCUGCAGGACGACGAGCUGUUUGACGAGACCCUGGAGGCCAUGGAGAUCAUGGGCUUCACAGAGGAGGAGAGAAUAGGGAUGUUAAAGGUGGUGUCCACCGUUCUCCAGCUGGGCAACAUCAAGUUUGAGAAGGAGAGGAACAACGAGCAGGCCACCAUGCCGGACAACACGGCUGCCCAGAAGGUUUGUCACCUUCAAGGCAUCAACGUGACCGACUUCACCCGCGCCUUCCUGACCCCCAGAAUCAAGGUGGGCCGCGAGGUGGUGCAGAAGGCUCAGACCAAGCAGCAGGUAAGAAUCCAGCAGAAACCCGUCUUGGCGUCGUCCUCCAAGCCUUCACCGUCCGUCCACCAGGCUGAUUUUGCGGUGGAGGCGCUGGCGAAGGCCAUGUACGAGCGUCUGUUCCGCUGGAUCCUGGCCCGGGUCAACAAGACCCUGGACAAGAGCAAGAGGCAAUCUUCCUCCUUCCUGGGAAUCUUGGACAUCGCUGGCUUUGAGAUUUUCGAGGACAACUCGUUUGAGCAGCUGUGCAUCAACUACACCAACGAGCGCCUGCAGCAGCUCUUCAACCACACCAUGUUCAUCCUGGAGCAGGAGGAGUACAAGCGCGAGGGCAUCGAGUGGAACUUCAUCGACUUCGGCUUGGACCUGCAGCCCUGCAUCGAGCUCAUCGAGAGGCCGAACAACCCCCCGGGCAUCUUGGCCCUGCUGGACGAGGAGUGCUGGUUCCCCAAAGCGACGGACGUCUCCUUUGUGGACAAGUUGCUGAACACCCACACGGGUCACGUCAAAUUCUCCAAACCCAAACAGCACAAAGAUAAGCUGAUGUUCACUGUUCUGCACUACGCUGGUAAGGUGGACUACAACGCCGCCAGCUGGCUGACGAAGAACAUGGACCCUCUCAACGACAACGUGACGGCUCUGCUCAGCAACUCCUCCAGCAACUUCAUCCAGGACCUCUGGAAGGACGCGGAUCGAGUGGUCGGCCUGGAGACCAUGGCCAAGAUGUCGGACAGCUCCAUGCCCACCUCCACCAAAUCCAAGAAGGGGAUGUUCCGCACGGUGGGCCAGCUGUACAAGGAGUCCCUGGGCAAGCUGAUGACCACGCUGCACAACACGCAGCCCAACUUUGUGCGCUGCAUCAUCCCCAACCAUGAGAAGAGGGCGGGCAAGAUGGACGCCAACCUGGUGCUGGAGCAGCUCAGGUGCAACGGCGUGCUGGAGGGCAUCCGAAUCUGCAGACAGGGAUUCCCAAACCGCAUUGUGUUCCAGGAGUUCCGGCAGAGGUACGAGAUCCUGGCUGCCAACGCCAUCCCGAAAGGCUUCAUGGAUGGGAAGCAGGCCUGCUGCUUGAUGGUGAAGCAUCUGGACCUGGACCCCAACCUGUAUCGCAUCGGCCAGAGUAAGAUGUUCUUCAGGACGGGGGUGCUGGCUCAGCUGGAGGAGGAACGAGACAUCAAGCUCACCGUCAUCAUCAUCUCUUUCCAAGCACAAGCGAGGGGCUUCCUGGCCCGCAAGGCUUUCAGUAAACGUCAGCAGCAGCUGAGCGCCAUGAAGGUCAUCCAGAGGAACUGUGCCUGUUACCUGAAGCUGAAGAACUGGCAGUGGUGGAGACUCUUCACCAAGGUGAAGCCCUUGCUGCAGGUAACCAGACAGGAGGAGGAAAUGGGCCAGAAGGAGGAGGAACUCAAGGCAGCCAAAGAUGCAGCGGCCAAGAAGGAGGCCGAACUGAAGGACAUCACCCAGAAACACACGCAGCUGAUGGAGGAACGAGCGCAGCUGGAGUCCAAACUCCACGCGGAGACGGAGCUGUACGCCGAGGCCGAGGAGAUGAGGGUGCGCCUGGAGGCCAAGAAGCAGGAGCUGGAGGAGGUUCUGCAUGAGAUGGAGGCCAGGCUGGAGGAAGAGGAGGAACGCAGCAGCUCCCUGCAGCAGGAGAGGAAGGACAUGGAGCAGCAGCUGCAGACCAUGGAGGCCCACUUGGUGGAAGAAGAAGAUGCUCGUCAGAAGCUGCAGCUGGAGAAGGUGGCCGUGGAGGGAAAGGUGAAGAAACUGGAGGAGGAUGUUCUCCAGAUGGAGGACCAGAAUAACAAACUGCAGAAGGAGCGAAAGCUUCUGGAGGAGAGGAUGGCCGAUUUAAACUCCAACCUGGCCGAGGAGGAGGAGAAGUCCAAGAACCUGACCAAACUGAAGAGCAAGCACGAGUCCAUGAUCUCCGACUUGGAGGUACGCUUCAAGAAGGAAGAGAAGGGUCGUCUGGACAUGGAGAAGGCCAAGAGGAAGGUGGAGGCCGAGGUGGCGGAGCUCCACGAGCAGCUGGCUGACCUGCAGGCCCAACUAGCCGAGCUCCGAGCUCAGCUGGCUGCCAAGGAAGAGGAGCUGCAAGCCACGCAGGCCCGUUUGGACGAGGAGAGCAACCAACGCGGGGCGGCUGUGAAGAAGGUUCGGGAGCUGGAGGCCUUCCUCUCUGAGGUGCAGGAGGACUUGGAGGCUGAGAGGGCAGCCCGAGCGAAGGUGGAGGCAGCCCGUCGGGACCUGGGGGAGGAGCUAAACGCCCUGCGGUCUGAGCUGGAGGACAGCCUGGACACCACCGCCGCCCAGCAGGAGCUUCGGGCCAAGCGUGAGCAGGAGGUGGCCAUGCUGAAGAAAGCCAUGGAGGAGGAGGGGCGGAGUCACGAGGCCCAAAUCCAAGACCUGAGGCAGAAGCACGGUCAGGCUGUGGAGGAACUCUCUGAGCAGCUGGAGCAGGCCAAGAGAGUGAGAGCAGGUCUGGAGAAAGCCAAGCAGACUCUGGAGAAAGAGUCUGCAGAUCUCAGCGCUGACCUUCGAUCCCUCGCCAGCGCCAAGCAGGACGUGGAGCACAAGAAGAAGAAGGUGGAGGGUCAGCUCAACGACCUCAACUCACGCUUCAACGAGAGCGAGCGGCAGAGGACCGAGCUGGGCGAGCGGGUCUCCAAGAUGACUAUGGAAGUGGACAACCUGAGCAGUCUACUGAAUGAAGCGGAGGGGAAGAACAUCAAGCUUAGUAAAGAUGUUUCCGGUUUGUCCUCGCAGCUCCAGGACACACAGGAGCUGCUGUCAGAGGAGACGCGUCAGAAGCUGAACGUGGCGGGCCGUCUGCGUCAGGUGGAGGAGGACAAGAUCAGUCUGGCGGAGCAGCUGGAGGAGGAGAGCGAGGCCAAGCGAGCCUCAGAGAGGCAGGCGUCCAGCCUCAACGUUCAGCUGGCAGACUGCAAGAAGAAGCUGGAUGAGACGUUGGGCUCUGUGGAGAUGCUGGAGGAGGGAAAGAAGCGUCUGCAGCGUGACUUGGAGGCGGCCAACAACGAGUACGAGGAGAAGGCCUCGGCCUACGACAAGCUGGACAAGAGUCGCGGUCGACUGCAGCAGGAGCUGGAGGACGUCCUCAUGGACCUGGACAGCCAGCGGCAGCUUGUCUCCAACCUGGAGAAGAAGCAGAAGAAGUUUGAUCAGAUGCUGGCGGAGGAGCGAGCCGUGUCCGGUAAGUUUGCAGAGGAGCGGGAUCGAGCAGAGGCCGAGGCGAGGGAGAAGGAGACCAAGGUGUUGGCUCUAUCAAGAGCACUGGAGGAGAACCGUGAGGCUCUGGAGGAGGCAGAGAAGACCAUGAAAGGCCUCCGAGCUGAGAUGGAGGACCUGGUCAGCUCCAAAGACGACGUGGGAAGAAGUGUCCAUGACCUGGAGAAGGCCAAGCGUGGCCUGGAGGGCGUUGUGGAGGAGAUGAAGGCCCACAUGGAGGAGCUGGAGGAUGAGCUGCAGGUCGCCGAGGAUGCCAAGCUACGUCUGGAGGUCAACAGUCAGGCCCUCAAAGCCCAGCACGAGAGGGAGCUGCAGGCCCGGGAGGAGAUGGGCGAGGAGAAGAGGAAGCAGCUCCUCAAGCAGUUGCGUGAGCUGGAGGCCGAGCUGGAGGAGGAGAAGAAGCAGCGAGGUCAGGCAUCUGGCGGCAAGAAGAAGUUGGAGGGCGAGCUGAAGGACAUGGAGGACCAGCUGGAGGCCACCAACAGAGGACGAGACGAGGCCGUCAAGCAGCUGCGCAAGAUCCAGGGUCAGGUGAAGGAUCUCCAACGGGAGCUGGAAGAUUCCCGUGCGGCUCAGAAGGACGUGCUGGCCUCAGCGAGAGAGGCCGAGCGGAAAUCCAAGGCCAUGGAGGCGGACAUAGUGCAGCUACAUGAGAUGCUGGCGGCGGCUGAGCGAGCUCGAAAGCAGAUGGAGGCGGAGAGGGACGAACUCGCCGAGGAACUCGCCAGUAACUCGUCCGGAAAGACCAUGCUGUCUGAUGAGAAGCGUCGCCUGGAUGCAAAGAUCAGCCAGCUGGAGGAGGAGCUGGAGGAGGAGCAGACCAACAUGGAGAGCCUCAAUGAGCGUCUGAGGAAGAGCCAGCAGCUGGUGGAGCAGCUGGGAGCGGAGCUGACGGCGGAGAAGUCCACGUCGCAGAACAAGGAGGCGUCCAGGCAGCAGCUGGAGAGACUGAACCGCGAGCUGAAGGCCAAAGUGCAGGAGAUGGAGGGCCAGGGCCGCUCCAAGCUCAAGUCCUCCGUCACCACCCUGGAGAACAAGCUGAAGGAGAUGGAGGAGCAGUUGGAGGUGGAGAGCAGAGAACGUCAGACGGCCGCCAAGAAUCUGCGGCAGAAGGAGAAGAAGCUGAAGGACCUGAUGCUCCAGAUGGAGGACGAGAGGAAGCAGGCACAGCAGUACAAAGACCAGGCUGAGAAGGGCAACGUGCGCAUGAAGCAGCUGAAGCAUCAGCUGGAGGAGACGGAGGAGGAGGCGCAACGCGUGGUGGCCGCCCGCAGGAAGCUGCAGCGGGAGCUGGACGAGGCGGCCGAGGCCAACGACGCCCUCAGCAGGGAGGUGACUUCGCUGAAGGGCAAACUGAGGCGUGGCGGGGAGGCGGGAUUUAGCGCCGCUAGUCCUCGCAGCGGCGGUGGAGGCGGUGGAGCCAUGAGGAGCUUGGGGCUGAUUGGAGGGAGCAUCAGCCGGAGGAGCACCACCAUUGUGGAAAACUCGGUGGAAAUCCCGGAGGAGGAGCCUCGCUCUCCGUCUCCCCCUGCCCGCAGCCCCCCCCUGGAGGCUGAUGAGGAGGUGAACGAGAUCCCCCCUGACGAGUAGACACACAAGUCCUCACACAUCCAAAAAUAUAUUAACACAACACAUUGUCACAACUGCUGAGCAAUUCUCACAAAUCUUCAUUGAAUUCAUCCUAUUAUUGUGUGAGAUUAAGCGUGAUAAUUACCACAGCACGUGAAUGCAGCUCCCACUAUUGAUUAAUAUCAUUCAUGCACUGGAAAUUACCUUAUUAUAUGGCCAUGUGUGGCAUAUACAAGUAUAUAUACACAAGUAAUACUUCAGAAUACAAGUACUGCGGUGAUGCUGCUUGCCGGUGUCCUAGCUAACCUCCUUUCUGUCAACUUAUUCAAAUUAAAUUCCGUGUGUUCCAGGCCCUUUUUCUAUGUUUUCUUUAGCAGAUAGGAAAUGCUAAAUUAUCAUACCAGAAGCUUAAGAUGGAUUAUAUUUUUAGGAAAAUUACCAUAAAUUGACUUUGCAGAGUGCCAUAAACAUUACCAUAGAUCGUGUAUAGUAUUACGGAGCUUAUAAUGCAGGUUUAGCUUUCAAGCUAACAUCACAAGAAAAGGGCCCACCUGGCUGUAAAGGUGCGAUAAUGGACAACAUCUGAAGCAGUGCAAGACGAAUCCUGUUAGUUUGCUAAUAUUGUUGGGGUAGAAUAUUCCUACAUUAUGGGAUUUCUUAGAGUUAUUGAUUGAACAUGCUACACAAGCUAGCAUUAGCAUACAAAUACGGUAAUUGUCGAUGGUCUCGCGACGCUUUUAACGCGCACAAAUUCUUCUUCUUCCGGGAUAGUCCGGCAUACUUGGCGCUUUGCUGCCCCCUCUGGUAAGAGCCAGUACUGUUUUAUAUCGCCAAUAGUGUUUAGCUAAAGGAGUCAGUCAAACACAUUUUCACAAUACAAACAACCAAUUAAAUGCGCGAUAAAACUAUUUGAAAUAAAAUAUAGCGUGUUAAUUUGCCCAAUUUUAAAAAACCAUAGGGUCAUAUGUAUGCAAAUAAUAAAAAAAAAUCGCACUCUAUAGGGUUAUUUGCUACACAAACCUUUCGUAACAUUAAUUAGCAUUAAGGCAACAAAUCACCUAAAUCACCUCUAUUUUACUGAACACAUUUAGAUGUUAAUUUUUUUUGCUUGUGGCUGAAAUGAUGCACUUUUCGUAGCGAAUGUUGUGAUUCUUCAUUUAUCUCCCAAUGGAUUGUCAAAUUAACUUUCAAUUAACGGCAUUAAAUCACAAUUG
Molecule: messenger RNA, 7575 nt
Organism: Doryrhamphus excisus (bluestripe pipefish)
Lineage: Eukaryota; Metazoa; Chordata; Actinopteri; Syngnathiformes; Syngnathidae
Source: RefSeq, a predicted model, not a curated record